This is a messenger RNA of Cajanus cajan (pigeon pea), 885 nucleotides long. Its product is annotated as 5'-AMP-activated protein kinase beta-2 subunit protein. The record is from RefSeq and is a predicted model, not a curated record. Gene Ontology annotation, molecular function: protein binding. Lineage: Eukaryota; Viridiplantae; Streptophyta; Magnoliopsida; Fabales; Fabaceae.
CUCGUAGAGACAAAACAAAAUUCCUCGUGACCGGACAACAUUUACAUGACAUUGCUUUCUUUUUGCAUCGCCAUUAGGGUUUGCACUUUGCAGGUCCCUUCUUCUCCUCGCACGUGUGAUUCAUGCGUUUUCUCAAUUCCCUUUCAGUAAUCUCACCGUUCGUGCGACGUGUUGUGGAGCAAGGUGCUUCAUCAGACUGUUAUUUGCAAAUGGUCAGUUUUCGUUGUUGGUGAGAAUUCUAAUGCUAGCGUCAUUCAGCCAAAUGCCUAUUUAAAGGGUAUAUUGGAAUUUCACUUGGAUUCUAAUUGAUGCAUUCACACCGUUAGCAGUUGGUCCCCAAUUCCAAGAUGAGCAAUUCUCACUCUGCAAAUCAUGAUGAAGCAACUGUGGUGGGAUUUGAAGUUCCAAAAUCCCCUGAUUCCAGUUACAAUAAUGUCUACCCUGGAAAUGAAGAUGAGGCAAGGGAUCCACCUGUGGUCCCCUCACAUCUGCAACACACUUUGCUCAAUUAUCCUGCAAGUAGAGACACUGCAGGAACGCUCCCAUUGCCUCAGAAUGUGAUUCUAAAUCAUCUUUACAUCGAGAAUAGAGAGCCUCCAAGAUCUGUGGUGGCUUUGGGAUUCACUCAUCGUUUCCGUUCUAAAUAUGUUACAGUCGUGCUUUACAAACCAGUUCAAAGAAGGGGAAAUACAAGCAUUUAAUGUGCAUAUUAAAAACCUUGAUCACCGAUGGUUUGUAAUGAUUUAUUGUAGACUCCAUAAUCCAAUUAUUGGAUAUGAUAUUUUAAUGAACUUUAGAUUGUUUCUGGAAUUCUGGUGACAGCUGUACUUUUAUAUGUAAAUUUGUUUUAACGUUGUGUCUACAGGUUAUAAACAUUUUGAGUUU